Molecule: messenger RNA, 1498 nt
Organism: Ananas comosus (pineapple)
Lineage: Eukaryota; Viridiplantae; Streptophyta; Magnoliopsida; Poales; Bromeliaceae
Product: tRNA (guanine-N(7)-)-methyltransferase non-catalytic subunit wdr4
Exons: 10
Coding region: 111-1397 (428 amino acids)
Biological process (GO): RNA (guanine-N7)-methylation
Cellular component (GO): nucleus; cytosol; tRNA methyltransferase complex
Molecular function (GO): tRNA (guanine(46)-N7)-methyltransferase activity; protein binding
Source: RefSeq, a predicted model, not a curated record
GUGUCCGCGCCCACCUCUUCUCCUCCCUGGCUCCUCCGGGAGUACAUCAAAACCCUAGCUUCGAUCCUGAUUGUUGAGAUUCCUCUAGGGUUUGGAACCCGAAAUUGGUGAUGGAAGAGGACGAAGGAGAGACCGUUUCUGUUUCGGAGGUCGCCCCAGCUUUGAUCGCCGUACAUCCUCUCGAGAAUUCCGUUGCUGUCGCCGUGGGAUCCGAGCUUCGUGUCUUUGAUCUAAAAGGGGAUUGCCCUGUUUCUAUGUUGGCUGAUUCUGGUGGGCCUUCUCAUUCGGACACUAUAAGAGAUAUAACAUUUUGUCCAAAUGGUAGCCUCUUUGCAUCUGCCGGUGAUGACAAGCUUGUUAAGAUAUGGAGGACUGAUACUUGGAGUUGUGUUCGGACUGUGUUUACCGAAAAACGGGUCAGUGCAGUUGCUAUAAGUUGUGAUGGCCUAUAUGUAACUUUUGCUGACAAAUUUGGACUUGUUUGGUUAGUGAGUUUGGGUGAAGAUGUUGAGGGGCAUGCAUUAGUUGAUAACAAACCGGUGCCAAUUCUAGGCCACUAUUGUAGUAUUAUUACUAGCAUGAAAUUCUCACCUGAUGGACGAUUCAUUGCCACUGCUGAUCGGGACUUCAAAAUUCGUAUCACUUUGUUCCCAAAAAGACCAUUAAAGGGAGCACACGAAAUACAAAGUUUCUGCCUUGGCCAUACAGAUUAUGUAUCUUGCCUUGCUUUUGCUUAUCCUUCAGACCAGAUUCAAGGGUUCCUUUUAUCAGGGAGUGGUGAUUCAACUGUUCGCUUGUGGAAUUUUAUUGAUGGUAUCCUUCUUGAUACUUGCGAAAUUGGAGCUAAGGCAGGAUUGAUUAAAUCUGAGGAGAGUAAGCCAGCCGUGACUGAUAUAUGCACAUCUCAGGAUGGUUCAUUAAUUGCUGUUACUACUCAAAGCUUAAAUGGAGUAAUUCUUUUGAACUGUGACUUCUCGGCUAAGUCCCUAUCUGUUGCCCAGGUUAUUACAAUGGAAAAGAGUUAUAUUCCUACAAGCUUGGCCCUAAGUUCAUCGACGGAAUGCUUGUGGACCGUGAUGGGUGCAUCAAAGCAGCCUUCUUCAGGCAAUGCCCAGUUGUUGACUUGUCUUAGGAUAAUGUCUGGAUUCGGAAAAGACUCUUCGGAUGCCCACCCUCAUGAUCCUGUGGUUUUGCAAGACAAUGAAGUACCAGGUGGAGAAAAGCUUCUCUUGAAGUUGCAGGGGAGUCUAGAUGUUGCAGAGAAGGAAGAAGUGCUAAGAGCAGCAGCGGCGGCACUGAGAGUUUCGAUGCAUAACAUGUUGAUUAAAAAGCAGUACUCAGUCGAGAAAAGAGAGGCGCGGAAAAGUAGUAGGAAUGAUAAGAAGCUCAAGAAGUAAUCUCAUGGUCGGGUACCAAAUGUAACGAUUCUUGCAAGCUCCGUAUCUUUAAGAAAAAUCAUGGGAAUCCGGUCAAUUAAUUAAUUAAUUAUUUUUCCUCA